Closterium sp. Naga37s-1 is the source of this 582-nucleotide messenger RNA. The record is from the annotation of a GenBank genome assembly. Lineage: Eukaryota; Viridiplantae; Streptophyta; Zygnematophyceae; Desmidiales; Closteriaceae.
AUGGACCCGCCAGCGACGCUCGCCAGGACCAGAGGCGGCCGUCUGCGUCAGCGCCAGCACAGCCGCCCGUCACCAGCACCCCGCGACCCCCACCCCGUUUCUCAGUCACCUCCUCGUCGCCUCCCCGUCGCAUCCCCGUCUCCUCCCCGUCGCAUCCCUGUCUCCUCCCCGUCGCCUCUCCGUCCCCUCCUCGUCGCCUCCCCGUCCCCUCCCCGUCACCUUCCCGUCGCCUCCCCGUCGCAUCCCCGUCCCCUCCCCUUCACCUUCCCGUUGCCUCCCCGUCCCCUCCCCGUAACCUCCCCGUCGCCUCCCCGUCCCCUCCCCGUCACCUUCCCGUCGCCUCCCCGUCACCUCCCCAUCGUGUCCCCGUCCCCUCCCCGUCACCUCCCCGUCGCGUCUCCGUCCCCUCCCCGUCACCUCCCCGUCGCGUCCCCGUCCCCUCCCCGUCGCCUCCCCGUCGCCUCCCCGUCCCCUCCUCGUCGCCUUCCCUUCCGCGACUGCGGCUGGACUAACGUGGGUUGGGUUGGGAAGGGUCUGGAGGGAGGGUGGGGGGGAGGGGGUGAGGUUCCAGGGGGCGGCUGA